Acanthamoeba castellanii str. Neff is the source of this 1029-nucleotide messenger RNA. RefSeq lists its product as uncharacterized. Gene Ontology annotation, biological process: heme biosynthetic process. Lineage: Eukaryota; Discosea; Longamoebia; Acanthamoebidae. The record is from RefSeq and is a predicted model, not a curated record. Gene Ontology annotation, molecular function: protoporphyrin ferrochelatase activity. Bases 1 to 1029 code for a protein of 342 amino acids. The transcript is spliced from 9 exons.
AUGCGAAGGUGCGCCACUGCGUCUGGACUCCGGGGCUUGCGAUCUCUCCCUCGCCAUGAGAGCGGGUCAUUUCUGUUGCGACGUGCCAGCACGGACACAUCGAAACCGCCGACGGCGGUGGUGAUGAUGAACCUGGGCGGCCCGGAGACCCUCAGCGACGUCCGACCCUUCCUCCAGCGCCUCUUUUCUGACCAGGAAAUCGUGCAGAUGCCCUUCCCUCAAAAGUUUCAGGAGAACGUCGUAGGUCCCUGGAUCGCCAAACGAAGGCACGUCGCACACGACACGACACGCACACGACACGACACGCACACACGACACGCACACGACGGCAUCGUCGCCGCGGAUAGAGAAGCAGUACGCGGAGAUCGGGGGCGGGUCGCCCAUUCGCAAGUGGACCGAAGCGCAGGCCCGCCAGAUGGAGAAGCUCCUCGACCAGUCCUCCCCCGCCACCGCGCCCCACAAAGCGUAUAUUGCGUUCCGAUAUGCGAGCCCGCUGACGCACGAGGCGCUGGAGCAGAUGAAGAAGGACGGUGUCAAGCGCGCCGUCGCCUUCACGCAGCUGAGCGAGCUGACGGGCCACGAGGGCGCGGGCCUGUCGAGCGUGAAGACGAUCGGGGCCUACUGGACGCUGCUGGCCGGCGUGGUGCCGUCCGAGCGGCUGGCCCGGUUCGUGUGGCACCUCGACAACGAGGCCGAGUUCAAGACCCCGCACCGCGUGCCGUCCCUCAGCCGCGACCACCCGCACUUCUCCGAGUACGGCCACUACUGGCUCGGCAGCGUGUGGCCUCCCACCAACUACAUGGUGUUGCGCGGCCUCACGAAGAACGGGCAGGACGACCUGGCCCACGACAUAGCGGCCAACCACCAUGCGACGGUGGUCGAGGUCUAUCGGGAGAGCGGCACCGUCUGGGAGAACUACAGCCCCGCACGGGCCGCUCCCGGCGCCCCCGCACGAGAGAAUUUUGUGGGCUGGAGCGGCCUGGGCCCUAUUGCCAUCUUCCUCGAGUACGUGAUCGGCCUCCGGCCUGA